Messenger RNA from Syngnathus acus (greater pipefish), 1316 nucleotides. It is a transcript of the gene morf4l1, whose product is annotated as mortality factor 4 like 1. Lineage: Eukaryota; Metazoa; Chordata; Actinopteri; Syngnathiformes; Syngnathidae. Gene Ontology annotation, biological process: regulation of DNA-templated transcription; chromatin organization. The coding region runs from base 92 to 1063 and encodes 323 amino acids. The record is from RefSeq and is a predicted model, not a curated record. The transcript has 12 exons. Gene Ontology annotation, cellular component: NuA4 histone acetyltransferase complex; nucleus.
AUUGGUGAUGACGUCUAUAAGUGAGCGGCACCGUUUCAGAUUGGAAUGGGAGCUGGCGAUUUUUCCCCUAUUUUGAUCGUUUAAUCCGUGAAUGGCGCCGAAACAGGACCCGAAACCUAAAUUUCAAGAAGGUGAAAGAGUGCUGUGUUUUCAUGGGCCAUUGCUCUACGAAGCUAAGUGUGUUAAGAUAAACGUCAAGGAGAAACAAAUCAAGUACUUCAUUCAUUACAGCGGGUGGAAUAAAAAUUGGGACGAAUGGGUUCCUGAGAGUAGAGUUCUGAAGUAUGUGGACAGCAAUCUGCAAAAACAGAAAGAGCUUCAGAAGGCCAACCAAGACCAUUAUGUUGAAGGAAGAAUGAGGGGUGCUGCACCGAAUAAGAAGAUACCCGCGACGUCACAAAAAAACGACGUGAAAACCAAGAAGAACAAACAAAAAACUCCUGGUCCAGGAGAAGGUCCGAGUUCAGUCAGUGAUCCCACGCACCCUCCACGAAAGAAGAGGGCUCGCGUUGACCCCACUGUUGAAAGUGAGGAGACCUUUAUAAACAGAGUGGAAGUUAAAGUCAAAAUUCCCGAAGAGCUAAAACCUUGGCUUGUAGAUGACUGGGAUCUGAUUACACGGCAAAAGCAGCUCUUCCAUCUGCCUGCCAAGAAGAACGUUGACACAGUGCUUGAAGAUUAUGCAAACUACAAGAAAUCGAGAGGAACCUCGGACAGCAAGGAGUUUGCGGUGAGCGAGGUCGUCGCCGGCGUGCGGGAAUAUUUCAACGUCAUGCUGGGCACGCAGCUGCUCUACAAAUUUGAGAGGCCACAGUACGCAGACAUCUUGGCCAACCACCCAGAUACGUCCAUGUCGCAGAUCUACGGCGCCCCGCACCUCUUAAGGCUCUUUGUGCGAAUCGGAGCCAUGUUGGCUUAUACUCCCCUGGAUGAGAAGAGCCUGGCACUGCUGCUCACCUACCUGCAAGAUUUCCUCAAGUACCUCGUCAAGAACUCUGCGACACUCUUCAGCGCCAGCGACUACGAGGUGGCCCCGCCGGAGUACCACCGAAAGGCCGUUUGAGCUUUGGGAGUAAGAGCGCGGAUCACCGAUGAGGAUGCGCCCAUCAAGGAAGUCUCGGACCAACUUGUCAAGUUACUUUCAUUUGGAAAGCUGCUAAGUACGCUCUCCUUCUGUAUUGGUAUGUUUUUGGAAUACCACACUUUAGUUUCCAUGACCCGGUUUUGGACAAGGAACUUCAACAUUUCACCUUUUAGUUCUUUAUUUUUGUUCACGUACAGUCAUCAUUUUCUAAUAAAAGUACUUCAUUUCUUCA